AUGCAGGAUGCCGUGACGGACGCCGGCAACAACGUCCGCGCGCUGAAGGCCGAGAAGAAGGACAAGGCUGAGAUCGAUGCCGCGAUCGCCAAGCUCAAGGAGCUCAAGCUCGAGCUCGACACCGAGAUCAAGGCUGCCAUGGCGGCGGGCGACGAGGCGGCCGCGGCGAAAGAGCAGUUCCGCUCCAAGAUGAACGGCGCGCUCGAGCAGAGGCUGUUCUACAUCCCCUCGUUCAAGAUCUACGGCGGCGUCGCGGGCCUCUACGACUACGGCCCGCCCGGAUGCGCCGUCAAGUCCAACCUCCAGGCGUUCUGGCGCCAGCACUUCGUCCUCAACGAGGCCAUGCUCGAGGUGGAGUGCCCUUCCGUGACUCCGGAGGUGGUGCUCAAGGCUUCCGGCCACGUAGAGAAGUUCACCGACCUCAUGGUCAACGACGUCGUCACCAAGGACUGCUUCAGGGCGGACCACCUGGUGGAGGAAAACUUGGAGAGGAUGCUCGCCGACCCCAUGAUCUCCGCGGACAAGCGCAGGGAGCUCGAGGACAUGCUCGCGAGGCUCGAGGAGUUCACCCCGGAGGAGAUGGGCGAUGCCAUCACCAAGCUCGCCAUCAAGGCCCCGGAGACCAAGAACGACCUCACCGCCCCCUACCCCUUCAACCUCAUGUUUCCCACGCAGAUUGGCCCAUCCGGCGCGCUGCAGGGGUACCUCCGACCGGAGACGGCGCAGGGCAUCUUCGUCAACUUCCGCGAUCUCCUCUACUACAACGGCGGCAAACUCCCUUUCGCCGCCGCGCAGAUCGGCCAGUCCUUCCGAAACGAGAUCGCUCCGCGCGCCGGUCUCCUCCGCGUGCGAGAGUUCACGCAGGCUGAGAUUGAGCACUUCGUGCAUCCCGAGCAGAAGGACCACUCGCGAUUCGCGGAGGUGGCCGACGUGAUGCUGUCGCUCUUCAGCCGCGACGCGCAGCUCGGCGCGGUGAAGAAACCCUUCCCCAUGACCAUCGGCGAGGCUGUGGAGAAGGGCAUCGUCGCCAACCAGACGCUCGGAUACUUCAUCGCUCGCACGCAGACGUUUCUCGAGAAGAUCGGGGUCAACCCGGAGCGGCUUCGGUUCCGCCAGCACCUGCAGCACGAGAUGGCGCACUACGCCGAGGACUGCUGGGACGCCGAGAUCGAGUGCUCUUACGGCUGGAUAGAGUGCGUCGGCCUCGCGGAUCGCUCCGCGUUUGACCUCAAGGCUCACUCGGACAAGAGCAAGGUUGAGCUCACCGCGUACGAGAGGUUCGCGGAGCCGAAGAUGGUGGAGACCCUCGUGGUGGAGCCCAACAAGAAGGACAUGGGCAAGGCGUUCAAGAAAGACGCCAAGGCGGUGACCGACGCGCUCAUGGCGCUGUGCCAGGAGGAUGCGCUCGCGCUCGCCGCGAAGGUUGAGGCGGAUGGGAAGGCCGAGCUCAAGAUCGAGGGUGGCUCCGUGGAGAUCCUCCCCGGGAUGGUCAAGAUCGCCAUGGAGACGCAGAAGGUGUCGGGCCGUAACUUCACCCCGUCCGUCAUCGAGCCCUCCUUCGGCAUCGGUCGCAUCAUGUACUGCAUGUUCGAGCACUCCUUCUACAUCCGACCAGAGGAUGAGCAGAAGACGGUGUUCCGGUUCUCGCCCAUCAUCGCGCCCAUCAAGUGCACCAUCUUCCCCCUCGUCAACGACGCGGGCAUGAACGAUCUCGCGGGUACCAUCUCCCGCGUCUUGGCCACCGAGGGCAUCUCCUCCAAGCUGGACACCACCGCGGUGUCCGUCGGCAAGAGGUACGCGAGGACGGAUGAGCUCGGCGUGCCAUUCGCCGUCACCGUCGAUCACAGGUCGCUGCAGGACAACACGGUGACGAUCCGCGAGCGCGACAGCUGCGAUCAGGUGCGCGUCGCCGUCGACGACGUGCUGCCGCUGAUCAAGAAGCUGUGCAACCUGCAGGCUACCUGGGAGGAGGCCACCGCGGGGCUGGAGAAGCAGGCUGCGGCGUCGGACUGAUAG
This is a messenger RNA of Micromonas commoda, 2016 nucleotides long. RefSeq lists its product with no specific name. The transcript has a single exon. Gene Ontology annotation, cellular component: cytoplasm; mitochondrion. The record is from RefSeq and is a predicted model, not a curated record. Bases 1 to 2013 code for a protein of 670 amino acids. Lineage: Eukaryota; Viridiplantae; Chlorophyta; Mamiellophyceae; Mamiellales; Mamiellaceae. Gene Ontology annotation, biological process: mitochondrial glycyl-tRNA aminoacylation. Gene Ontology annotation, molecular function: glycine-tRNA ligase activity; ATP binding.